Messenger RNA from Closterium sp. Naga37s-1, 6588 nucleotides. The record is from the annotation of a GenBank genome assembly. Lineage: Eukaryota; Viridiplantae; Streptophyta; Zygnematophyceae; Desmidiales; Closteriaceae.
AUGAUCCACUCUUUUGUCUUUUGCUACAUUCAUCCCUCCACACAUCCAUCUCAGGAGGAGGAUGCUUUGUUGCGUCAGCUGGUGGAGAGGGGCGGAGCCAAGGGGUGGACGGCCAUAGCAGCGCAUUUGAAUGGGCGCGCGGGGAAGCAGUGCCGGGAGCGGUGGCACAACCAUCUCAAGAGGGGCAUCAAGAAGGAGGCGUGGACGGAAGAGGAGGAGCGAGCUUUUGUAGAGGCUCACAAGCGGCUGGGCAACAGAUGGGCUGAGAUCGCAAGACUGUUACCGGGGAGAACAGACAACAGCGUCAAGAACCACUGGAACUCCACAGCCCGGAGGAAGGAGGAAAUGGGGCGAGGCGGGGCAGAGGGCAAAGGGAACGGUAGGCCUGGCAGUGCUGGGAGUGCUGGUAGUGCUGGUAGUGUUGGGAGUGUGGGGAGGGGAGCGUAUAGUGGUCGAUCGAACGUGCUCCUGCGGUAUAUCCAGUCGCUGAAGCAGGGGGGCCGGAAUGAGAGCGGAGGGGGGGAGAGCAGAGGAGGGGAAAGCGGAGGGGGGGAGAGCAGAAGGGGGGAGAGCAGAGAGAGGGAGAGAGGGAGCAGAGGAGGGGAGCAGCAGAGCAGAGGGGGAAGGAGCGAGAGCAGAAGGGGGGAGAGGGAGAGGAGUAAUGGGGAAGAGGGCGAUGGGGAAAUCAGAAGUGCUGGUAAAGGAAGGAGGGAGGGGAGAGAGGAGGGGAGAAGGAGGGAAGGAGGAGAGAGUGUGGGGGAAUGGAGUGAGAGGGGGAGAGUGAGAACAAUGGACGAGGGAGUGGCCCAGCAUUCAACAAUACACCAAUCCACUAACUAUAAUCAUUCCCCCGCACCACACUCACCUCCUCCUGCUCUCUCUCUCUCCCUCGCCCACACUGCCCCUAGCCCCUCUCAACCUCACCAGCCGUCUCCCCCGUUUCCCCCACCGUCUAAUUCUCACCCCCCCUCAUCCUCGUUCUCACUCUCCCCCUUUGUGUCGCCUCAAAAGUCAACUUUCCCUCCACCGUCUAACCCUGACCUCCCCCCAUCGUCUUCAUUCUCACUUUCCCAGUUAAUUCGAAAGUCACCCCCGCUUCCCUCACCGUCUAACUCUCACCUCCCCUUAUCUCAUUCACUCUCACUCUCCUCUUUUAAGCCGUCUCAAACGUCACCCCCGCUUCCCCCACCGUCUACCUCUCACCUCCCCUUAUCUCAUUCACUCUCACUCUCCUCCUUUGAGCAGACUCAAAAGUCAAACCCUCUUCAGCCAUCCGCCUCUCACCUCCCCCUGUCCACUCUCUCACUCUCCCUUUUCGAACCCGCACAUACUCCAGCUUUCUCUCCCGCUUUAAAGGGAGAGCAGGUGUACAUAACACCGAAACAGGAGCCUACGCAAGAGGCAUAUCUUGAGAAUCCCCAAACUGCGGCAACGCAAACGCCAUGCUUUGAAGUCUCGCGGAAGACACCUUGUCCUGUGGAGGCACAGGUUGCAGCACGAGCAUCGCAGGAGGGAACACAAGAUGCAUGUUACCAUAAUCCUCAGCAACCUGAGCUGUUGCAGCAGCAACAAAAUCCCCAAAGCACGCCUGCAGCAACAACUCGAGAGGCGGGGCCUGCAAUAACCCGGGAGGCACCUUUUGAGAAUCCUCAGAAUCCUGAGAAUUCCCAGAAUUCUCCUAAUUCUCAGACUGUGCCUGCAACAGGCCGGGAGGAAGCACACAAAGCGCACAACCGGUCUCUGUUAGCUUCACGGCUGAUGCGAUCCCUUGGAGCAAAGCGGGCGAGGAGGCAGAGUGAAGGAGGGGUGGAGCAGAGGCAGCAGCAGCAGCCGCAGCAGCCGCAGCAGCAACAGCAGCAGCACAGGACAAUAGAAGCAUAUUCCAACAGCAACUCUUCUCAGGGCAUUCCAACUAAUCCCCCUGACAGCCAUUUCACUGAUUCUCCUCGAAACAUUUUAGCUGACCAGCAACCUGCCCCAAAAAGACGGUGCCUGCUGCAGCGGAGUGUGGCGGGGCCGCUGCCCGGUGCUCCUGUAGCUGCUGUAGGGGGCACGUUCCUGCUGGUCGGCGAACUGAGACUCACUCUUUCGAGGCACCGUUGGUGGUUGGAAGAGGGAGUGGGUUGGGGAGAGUGGAAGAAGGGAGGGGAUGAGGGGGAGAGAGUGGUAGGGAGGGAGGAGAGCGAGGAAGAGUGGAGUAGGGAGGGACGCCAGCAGCAGCAGCAGCAGCAGCAGCAGCAGCAGCAGCAGCAGCGCACUCGUGACAUCCCCUCCCCUCAGCAGCUCCGUGAGUGGUACACUGCACGCCAGAGGGGUGGGGGUACUGGUCCGUGCACCUACGUCCUACGCACCGGCGACCGCGCGGGUGAGCAGUGCGGGGGUGCGCACUCCACCCAGCGCUGCUUUGGCCGCCUGACGGACGCUUGGCGUCACCAGUUCCCUGAGGCCACUGAGAUCCCCCGCUGGGGUGAGCUGUCUAGGGCGGGUGUAGCUGUCUUUGACCUUGACUUUGAUGCUAUUCUUGCUGCCAUGUAUACUGUGACUAUUAGUGAUGAGGGUGACUGUUACCGGUGUUUUCCGCCCGACCCGGGCAUUGAGACUGCUGCUCUAGGUACUGGUGAGGCUGCUGCUCUAGGUGCUAGCGAGGCUGCUGCUCUAGGUGCGUCUGCUCCCUCAGGUGCUGGUGAGUCUGCUCUCUCAGGUUCUGCGUCGGCUUCGGCCUCCCACACCUUCACCCUUGACUCGGGGGCUUCUCGCUCCUUCUUCCGAGACCGCACCACACUCACGCCGCUUGACCGGCCAGUUGCAGUCUCUCUGGCAGACCCCUCUGGGGGUCCUGUCCUUGCUCACUUCUCCACUGUCCUCCCGUGUCCGGCGGCCCCCUCUGGCACCCUGUCUGGUCUUUACCUCCCCUCGUUCUCUACGAACUUGGUGAGUGGUGCUGACCUACAGGAUGCGGGGGUUCACCAGUUCACUCCUGCGAGUCAGCGGGUGACCCACUGCACGGACGCUCGGACAGGCCGACACCUGGCCACGUUUACUCGUCGGCCGGGGUCGAGCCUGUACACACUGACCACUGCGUCUCCUCCAGUCACUCCGUCUGGUCAGGUAGCUGCGUCGGGUCAGGUGUUUGCUGCAGCGUCCAGGUCUGGUCCUGAGUCUGCCCCCUGUUCGUGUCGCCUCCUGUCUCACGAGACUCUCCUCUGGCACCACCGCCUUGGUCACCCCUCCCUGCUUUGUCUCCGAGGCAUGGCCUCCCGUGUCCUUGUCUCUGGUCUUCCCCGGUCCCUCCCUCCCCUUCCUCCGGGGCCUGGCCCUUCCUGCGUCCCCUGUGUCGAGGGGCGACAGCGGGCUGCCCCUCACUCCUCCCAGUUUCCUCCGACAGAGGCCCCGCUGCAGACGCUUCACAUGGACGUGUGGGGCCCGGCCCGCGUCCGUGGACAGGGUCACGAGCGCUACUUCCUGCUGGUGGUUGACGACUACUCGCGUUACACCACAGUCUUCCCCUUGCGCAGCAAGGGUGAUGUCACUGAGGUGUUGAUCGACUGGAUCCGCGCAGCUCGUCUCCAGCUCAGGCAGAGCUUCGGCUCGGACUUUCCUGUUCAGCGUCUGCACUCUGACAGAGGUGGAGAGUUCUCCUCUGGCCUUCUGCGAGCCUACUGUCGUGCACGAGGUAUCCGCCAGACCUUCACGCUUCCGGACUCUCCACAGCAAAAUGGGAUUGCUGAGCGCCGCAUUGGCAUGGUCAUGGACGUCGCCCGUACGUCCAUGAUGCAUUCGGCUGCCCCCCAUUUUCUGUGGCCGUUUGCUGUUCGGUACGCGGCGCAUCAGAUCAACCUUCACCCCAGGGUCUCCAUGCCGGAGACCUCCCCAGCUUUGCUGUGGACGGGGAAGGUUGGCGAUGCGUCUGCGUUCCGUGUCUGGGGAUCUCGGGCGUUUGUCCGCGACUUGUCUGCGGACAAGCUGUCCCCUCGUGCUGCUCCUUGCGUCUUCCUUGGCUUCCCCCCUGACGCGCCAGGGUGGCAGUUCUACCACCCCACCUCUCGCCGUGUUCUGUCCACCCAGGACGUCACGUUUGACGAGUCGGUCCCCUACUACCGCCUCUUCCCCUACCGCACUCCGUCCCUCCCCCCGCCACCGCUCUUCCUUGUGCCAGGUCCCCCCCCGGUAGACCCCCUCCCCCCUCAGGGUCCUGCCCCUUCAGGUGUGUCCCAGGUAGACGCAGUCGAGCCUGUCGAGGUUACUGGUGACUCUGGUGCUGCUGAGGGUGCUGAGCCUGGGGGUGCUGAGCGUGUGGGUGCUACGCCUGGGGGUGCUGAGCCUGAGGGUGCUACUACUGGGGGUGCUGAGCCUGGGGGUGCUGAGCCUGGGGGUGCUGAGCCUGGGGGUGCUACGCCUGGGGGUGCUGAGGCUGGGGGUGCUACGCCUGGAGGUGCUGAGCCUGGGGGUACGGAGCCUGCGGGAGCUGGGCCUGCUCGUGUGGCGUCUCGGCGGGAGCCACUCUCUCCACAGGAGCUGCGCGAGUGGUUUGCCCGGCGCUGGAGGCGUGGUGCUGGAGCUGGAGGUUCUUCGGCUGCUGAGGGUGCUGGUGCCGCGGGUCCCGGAGGUGCUCGUACUGGGAGUACUGGAGCUGCUGGGCCUGCGGGUACGACUGGAGCUGGAGCUGCUGAGGGCGGUGGCGCUGAGGCUACUGCUGUCGGUCCUGGAGGCGGUCCUACUGGGGGUGCUACUGGUGCUGCUGGAGGUACUGGAGCUGGAGGUGCUGCUGGCGCUGGUGCUGCCGCUGGGGGUGCUGGUGCUGUCCCUGCUGUGUCUGGAGUCGCCGCGCGGCCUCGGCCGUACUUCGUUCCGCUCCUUCAGCAGGUUCUUGGUCUCCCGCCUUCUACUGGUCCUCCUCCUCCCUUAGAGUGUCCACAGCCUGUCCCGACUCAGUUACAGUUACAGCCGGCCUCCUCACUGCCCGCUCCUUCUCCCUACACUGGUCCUACUGGAGGUCUUGCUGAGCGUCGUGAGCCUGCGUCUCGCCCUGCGUCGCCUGUCCGUGCUGCUCGCACUAGUGGUCGUGGUUCGCGUCAGCGUCCUCCUCCUGUCCCUGGCACGCACCGGAUGUCUCUGCGUCCGUCCACUGCUCCUCUGCGUGCCCCUUUGCCUUCUCCUCCUGAGUCCUCUCUUCCUGCUCUUCCUGACCCGGAGUCGGACUCUCUUCGUGCUGCCAGUCCUACUGUCGCGCGUCUCCUUGCUACUGUUGUCACUGACCCUUCCUUUGAGUCCACUGCUGCGUCUGCCCUAGUUACUGAGCUCGUCGACUUUGCUGCUCGCUGUCGUCUCGACUACGCUGCUAGUCUUGUUGCUGAGUCUGAGUCUGUCUGUCCUCCGUCCGUCGGGGGUGAGUGUGCCCUUGGCACGGACGUCCUUGAGGACAGGCAGGAGGAGUUCCAGUGCUUGGCUGCUGCUUCACCUCAUCUCGUGUCCGUACUGCUUACCCCUGAGGGAGACCCGAAUGCACUUGACAUCCCGACUCCGCGCUCUUACGCGGAGGCGAUAGAGGGUACCUACUCCUCUCAGUGGCAGGCAGCUAUGGACGCAGAGAUGGCUUCCUGGAAGUCCACAGGCACCUACGUUGACGAGGUUCCCCCGCCUGGGGCGAACAUCGUCAGUGGCAUGUGGAUUUUCAGGGUGAAGCGGCCGCCGGGUUCUCCGCCUGUCUUCAAGGCGCGUUACGUGGCUCGUGGCUUCAGUCAGCGGCAGGGAGUUGACUACUUUCAGACCUUCUCUCCCACCCCGAAGAUGACCACUCUUCGGGUACUGCUGCACAUAGCUGCUCACCGCGACUACGAGCUGCACUCUCUUGACUUCAGCACUGCUUUCUUGCAGGGCAACCUGCACGAGGAGAUCUGGCUGCGUCGCCCACCUGGCUUCACUGGGUCUUUUCCUCCUGGCACCCAGUGGAGCCUCCGGCGGCCAGUCUACGGUCUCCGCCAGGCACCGCGUGAGUGGCACGACACACUGAGGACUACACUUGCGGCUCUUGGGUUUGCUCCCUCUACUGCCGACCCGUCGCUGUUUCUACGCACCGACACCUCUUUGCCGCCGUUCUACAUCCUCGUGUACGUCGAUGACUUGGUCUUUGCCACAGCUGACACUGCUGGACUCGCCCACGUGAAGUCCGAGCUGCAGAAGAGACACACGUGCACAGAUCUGGGUGAACUGCGCAGCUACCUUGGCUUGCAGAUCACCCGGGACAGAGCACGCCGCACCAUUACCCUGACUCAGUCACACAUGGUGCAGCAGGUCCUUCAGCGCUUCGGCUUCACGUACUCCUCGCCUCAGGCCACUCCUCUGCCUACUCGCCACUCGCUCUCAGCUCUGCCUUCGGAUGAGUCCAUAGAGUCGAGUGGCCCGUACCCAGAGCUUGUUGGCUGCCUCAUGUACCUGAUGACCUGCACACGACCUGACCUUGCAUACCCUCUUAGCAUUCUCGCACGCUAUGUUGCUCCUGGGAGACACAGACCGGAGCACAUGGCUGCAGCGAAGAGGGUGUUGCGCUACUUGUGCAGAGCUUCGCUGGCUCACCUACCUGCUGACUGA